AUGUUACAGGUGAAAUUAAUAAGAUUUGACAGCUGGUUGGAUGUGAUUGGUGAGACAGGGAAGUGUCCAAAUGCACUCCUGGCACCAUUUGCUACUAAAACGGCUUGGCCUGUCAGAGAGUUUUCCAUGCCAAGAGGAGCCAACACUUUCUGCUACUGUGCAAAAGCAAAUGUGAUCGUCACUGGAGGAGAUGAUAAAGUCCUCCGGCUGUGGCACCCCAAUAUCAGUACUAAGCCAGUGGGGAAACUUGUGGGACACAUGUUCAGUAUCACUGAGAUCGUGACCAAUGAAAAGGAUCAACACAUCAUUAGCCUUUCCUCUGCAAAGGUUUUUAGAGUGUGGGAUAUUCAGACCCUUUCACUAUUACAAGUCUUCCAUGACAGCCAGGGAGGACCAGGAGACAUGCAGAUUUAUUCUAUGAUAUAUGAUGCCAAUCAUGGCAUGCUUAUUACAGGAUCUAGCGCAAUGGACAUGUAUCCCUUGACUAGGAUGAUACAAGAUACAAAACAGGUUCCUCACACUCAUGAACGAGAGAUCACUGUCACGCUUUACAACAAACAUUUUCACCAAGUACUCACUAUCUGCUCGGAAUCCAUAAUUAAGGUGUGGGAACUUGAGACUGGUCUCCAAAUAUACCAGAUUUUAGACCCUCAUGGCUUCAAUGUUGAACUGACUUCUGCAGCUAUCGAUGAAAGUGGAUUUUUUUUUGCCACAGGAGCACAUAAUGGGACAGUUAAAAUCUGGGACUUUGGCAGUGGUCAAGAGAUGAAAGCGUUGCCAGAAGGCAAAGACUGGAAGGAGGAAGAACACUGGAUGAGACGCCUGAUUUUCCUCAAAGCUCAGGAGAAACACCAGUACCUGGUCCUUGCCUUGGAGCGCAAUGGGUCUAUCAAAAUGAUCCAGGGUAAGGAAGAUGACUCGUACCUAGUGGUGAUAUGGGAACUGCCUGAUGCUGUGCCUCUUCUACAAGACGGGAAUCGCAUUGUGCAUCUGGGAACAUUUACUAAAGAUAGGAGCUUGGCUAUUCCUUUCCCAGAUAUCGAAUUAAUAGUUGGGGGAAACCCUCCUCAACACACUAAUAAUCCUGCCAUUGGUACUGAAGUAAACUGCAUUGAUGUAUUACAAGGAGAAGGAUACAAUUUGAUAGUUGCUGGAACCUUAAAUGGUGUGAUCAUCUUAUGGAAUUUUGUAACGUGUACAGUCAAAGAAGUAUACCGAGUUGAAGAUUGUUCUACUGUGGACCCUGACUUGGAUCCCAAGCGCUUUAGAAUUAAUGACAUACUGUUCCUCUUCCGUACCCCUGAAUGUGCACGGAAAUCAAGUCAGGAUUCCAUAUGCUCUUCCUCUCAGUGUGAUUCUAGCAGGGGUCCACAGAGUAGCAAGGGAAGCAAGCAAAGCAUACAUGACAGUGAAGUUAAAGGUGAGCAAACAGAUGUUAUGGGAGAGCAACACUCAGUCAACAAAAAACCUCCUAGAGGUGACAACUUAACAGAAGCUCAGCCACCUCUCAUUGUCACGGCUCAUGAAGAUGGACACCUCCGUUUGUGGACUAUGGAGGGAAGACUACUGAAAGACAUGCUACCUUUCACAAAACAUUCUGCCAUUUCUCUGACGACACUGCAUACUGAUUCGUGUACCAGGAUACUACUGACUGGAAAUGUGGAAGGACAUGUUAUCCUUUGCAGUAUUAGCUCUUUCCUUGAUCCGCCUCAUGAUGAAAAGAAAUUCAAGCAGCUGCUUUCCUGGCGUGCUCAUUCUUUAGAAAUUAUCCACGUAGUCUACGUAGAAGAAAAACAACUUGUUAUUACUUCCUCCAUUGAUGGCUCGGUAAGGCUUUGGAAUGCCUUCAGCGGUCAUUACUGUGGAUAUUUUGGACAGCGAAGGAUCUUUGAACUGUCACAAACAAGUGAUUUCAUUUUGCCUUGUGAUGUUACUGAAUAUCCCAUAGAAAUAAAAGAGGAAAGCAAGUUCACAGAGAAACAGCAAAAAUAUGAAUAUCCUCUGAUAUUUGACCGAGAAAGAUGGAAAAAAAUGAGCUCUUUGUCUCUACUUUUCAAACGGACACCUCCCAAAGCCUUUGAAGUGGAACAGGAUUUUAAGUUUUUCAAGUCUCUGUCUUCUCCCAAGAUUCGAAGAUAUGCCUUAGAAGGGUUCAUGACUGAAAACAGAGAAGCGGGGAUUGUUUUUGGUUCUCUUCCUAUAUACAGGGUCCCAAGCCCCACUACUUUAAGAUUCCUUCCACUUAUUGGUUCAGAAGCACAAAGGGAAUCUUCAGAUGGCAUUGUAGGAAAGAAGAAGGGAGGUCAUAGUCUACACGAAAAACAAACCCGGAGGAAAAGUCUGAAAAGAAAUUUAGUGCCACAAAUAAACCUGGCUUCUUCCUUCUUCCCAGCCAUACCAAAGUAAAGAGGAAAAUCAGAAGUGGCUGCUGCACAUAAAAUGGCCAGAUAUGGAUGAUAUCCUGGUCCUCAUCUCAGGAUGAAAGGGAGAGUCCACCAGACACAGACAGCCGUCCCUGUGUGCUCCCGCAUCCUACUGAUGAACAAGAUUGCUUGAGAGCUCUGGAGACCUCAGCUCUGAACAAACAGGCAGCAAGCAGCCAGUUUGCCGGCUUCUUUUAUAUGUCAAAAUCCACUUAGUGAAUAAGCCAUGUUUGUUGUUUACUGUUAGCAAAAUGACACAUUAAGAAACGAAUUAAAUCAAUAGCAUAAG
Molecule: messenger RNA, 2712 nt
Organism: Tupaia belangeri chinensis (Chinese tree shrew)
Lineage: Eukaryota; Metazoa; Chordata; Mammalia; Scandentia; Tupaiidae
Gene: WDR64
Product: WD repeat domain 64
Exons: 21
Coding region: 1-2406 (801 amino acids)
Molecular function (GO): protein binding
Source: RefSeq, a predicted model, not a curated record